AUGAUGGACGCAAGCACCACGCCCUGGUGGUCACCCGAGCCCGCGGGACCCAGCCCAGCCAAGCGCCGCCGAUUGGACCAGCCCGGGCCGCCACCGCAGCCGCCCAGCCUGGAAGACCCCUCCAAGGGGACCCCGGCCCACGCCGACGCCCAGGCCGGCCUCACCUCCCUGGUGGUCCUGGCCACCGGCUGCGCCCUGCAGGUACCCCUAGGCCACGUCGAUCUGGUGCUGGAGCCCCCGCCGGCCUCGGUGCUCACGGUGGACCUCCAAGGCCACAGGCUGAUCCUCAUCCCCCAGGACCUCCUGGGCCUCACCCCCCAGGGGCAGCCCGGGGUCUCAUCCGACGACGACGAUGGCGGCGGCCUGCUGCUGGAUUCCUUGCUGGAUGCACGCCCCGAGGACGUCGUGGUCCGGCAGGGACUCUGCUACGAGCCCGUCCCCGAGGUCGCCCGCCAAGAAGAGGCCUAUGCUGAGGAUGCUGAAGAAGACACCGAAGACGAGCCCGACUUCCUGCAGUCGAGUUGGUCCAGUCCCGAGCCUGGAGAUCCCAGCCCACAGCCUAGGGGUUCUUCUGCGGCACCCACCCCGGAUCCAGACAGCCACAGAGCUCAGUCCAUCUUCAACCUGGACAUCCACCUUCUGAGGUCGGUCCCCGGCUCACCGCUGCAGCCGCUGCCUCCGUCUCCCAGCCCGAGUUCGAAUCCCACCGGCAGACCGAGUCUACCCGUGCACCCUGCGCAGCCUCACCGCCCUGCAUCCAAGGCCCGGAGACGCCUGUUCUAA
Molecule: messenger RNA, 783 nt
Organism: Dipodomys ordii (Ord's kangaroo rat)
Lineage: Eukaryota; Metazoa; Chordata; Mammalia; Rodentia; Heteromyidae
Product: proline-rich protein 23A-like
Exons: 1
Coding region: 1-783 (260 amino acids)
Source: RefSeq, a predicted model, not a curated record